Molecule: messenger RNA, 4359 nt
Organism: Centropristis striata (black sea bass)
Lineage: Eukaryota; Metazoa; Chordata; Actinopteri; Perciformes; Serranidae
Gene: dgat2
Product: diacylglycerol O-acyltransferase 2
Exons: 7
Coding region: 280-1227 (315 amino acids)
Biological process (GO): triglyceride biosynthetic process
Cellular component (GO): endoplasmic reticulum membrane
Molecular function (GO): diacylglycerol O-acyltransferase activity
Source: RefSeq, a predicted model, not a curated record
GCAGGUCUGGAGCGUUGCAGCACAGAGAGGACUCCUCACCUCCAGACUCCUUGGCGCAUUAUUCAUACACUCAUACAGUCAUACAGUUAGUGUCCUGUGCUGUGUGGCUCCUCCCACGCACUCAUUAAAUGUCCGCGCGGCGCUCCGGCGUGCUGCAGUUGACGGUAGCCGUGUCAGAGGAGCUGUAGGGUCGGACUGUAUCAUCCUGACAGACAGCAAGCAAACAUCUGAGUGCUUUUCUUUUCGGACACCCUCUCCAUCUCCAAAAAAGCCUCAGAUAUGAAGACCAUUCUUGCUGCCUACUCUGGCGUCCUCAAAGGCACCGGCUCCAGCAUCCUCUCUGCCCUGCAGGACCUGUCUGUGACUUUCUGGCCCUGCAGAUCCAAGAUGGAGAAACAACUGCAGGUGAUCUCGGUGCUACAGUGGGUCAUCAGCUUCUUAGCGUUGGGUGUUGCCUGUACUCUGCUACUGAUCUACAUGUUCUGCACUGACUGCUGGCUGAUUGCUGCCCUUUACACUGCCUGGCUCAUCGUAGACUGGAACACACCAAAACAAGGUGGCAGGAGGUCCUCUUGGGUGAGAAACUGGACAGUGUGGACGUAUUUUCGAGACUACUUCCCGAUCAGGCUAAUUAAAACCCACAACCUGCUGCCCAGCCGGAACUACAUCUUUGGCUACCAUCCCCACGGCAUCUUCUGUUUCGGUGCUUUCUGCAACUUUGGGACAGAAGCAACAGGCUUCUCUAAGAAGUUCCCUGGCAUCAAGCCCUCCCUGGCAACCCUGGCGGGAAACUUCCGGCUGCCUGUCCUGCGAGACUACCUGAUGUCUGGAGGUAUCUGUCCAGUGAACAAAAACUCUAUCGACUACCUGCUGUCGCGUAACGGGACAGGAAACGCUGUGGUCAUCGUCGUUGGAGGAGCAGCAGAGUCUCUGCAGUGUGCACCAGGCCUGAAUUCUGUCACCCUGAAGAACCGCAAGGGCUUUGUGAGGCUGGCCCUGCAGAAAGGCUCUGACCUGGUCCCCGUCUAUUCCUUUGGAGAGAACGAUGCCUACAAGCAGGUGAUCUUCGAGGAGGGGACCAUCUGGAGGAGUAUCCAGAAGAGGUUACAGAAGAUCCUAGGCUUCGCCCCGUGCCUUUUCCAUGGAUGUGGCCUCUUCUUCGGCAACACCUGGGGCAUCGUGCCUUAUGGCAACCCCAUCACCACCAUAGGCAAGUUUGUCUGCUAAUAUUUUGUUAGAUCAGGGUUAUCUUUAAUUCUGUCACACAAAUAUUCUGCUAUUUUAGUGCUUUACUUCAGAACGGGCAAAGUCUGUGUUUGCUUGGUCCAACUAAAAUAAAAUACAUCUCAAUACAUUAGAAUAAGAUGGAAAAGUCCAUUUUCAGUAGUUCAAGUCAAAUAGCCCCAACCAAGUAUUGAGUCAUAUAGAUGGACAUACUGUGAGGCCAACUUUUUCAGAAUAAACAUACUUUUAAAAUUGGUCUUCUGUAAUAUAAUAUUUUUGAGACACUGACUUUUAGGUCUUCAUUAAAUGUAAGCCGUAAUCAUUAUAAUUAGAAGAAAUUAAAUAAAUGAAGACAUGAAAUGUUUAAUUCUGUGUGUAAUGGAUCUAUAUAAUGUGUUAUUUCCACUUUUUGAAUUGAAUUACUGAGAUAAAUAAACCUUUCUAUUAUAUUCUAGUUUAUUGAGAUGCACAUGUAUGUUUCUCAGUGCUGGAAGAAGCUUUCAGAUCCUUUAACUUCAACUUAAACAAUUCAAGUAGCAUUUAUUGCAAUAACUCGCCAAAGUGGAGACUACUUUAACUACUUUAUAUACUUUUCGGCCAUUUAAUUUACUAAAAUGCUUGUUGAAAUCGUAUUUAACCCAUACUGGGCCGGAUAAUAAAUGCAGUAUUUUGCUCUGACAUGUAGCUGAGUAAAAGUUAUAUCAGUUAUAUAAGAUCUAUAUAAUGUGUUAAUUCCACUUUUUGAAUUGAAUUACUGACAUAAAUUAACUUUUCUAUGAUAUUCUAAUUCAUUGAGAUGCACCUGUAUGUUUCUCAGUGCUGGAAGAAGCUUUCAGAUCCUUUAACUUCAACUUAAACAAUUCAAGUAGUCUCCGCUUCGACCAGUUAAUGCAAUAAAUGCUACUUUAACUAUUUUAUAUACUUUUCAGUCAUUUAAUUUACUAAAAGGCUUGUUGAAAUCGUAUUUGACCCAUACUGGGCAGGAUAAUAAAUGCAGUAUUUUGCUCUGACAUGUAGCUGAGUAAAAGCAUAAAGUUAUAUAAGUUAUAUUAGAUCUAUUUAAUGUGUUAUUUCCACUUUUUGAAUUUAAUUACUGACAUAAAUAAACUUUUCUACGAUAUUCUAAUUUAUUGAGAUGCACCUGUAUUAAUCCUGUCCUGUUUUGUUACAGUCGGGGAGCCAAUCACAGUGCCAAAAGUAGAGAAUCCAUCCGAGGAGGUGGUGGAUCUGUACCAUUCAAUGUACGUCAGGUCCCUCCAGUGCCUUUUUGACAAGUACAAGACCCGCUUCGGCCUGAAAGAGAGCGACGUCCUGUACAUCGAGUGAAAGGACACGGGGGCCCUGUUGACGCUCUGAACUGUGACAGCAUCUUCAGACCCCUCCGCCCCCUUCUCCACCCCGUCCCUGUCCAAUCUUGGUGCCCUGUUUGGAUUGUCUCUGGACUGCAAACUGUAAACACGAGCACGUUUGCUGAAGAAACCUUUGCUCUCUGCAUUGUUCCACACACAUACACACACAUACGGACAUAGUUCCUUCUCAGGAAAUGGCAGGUUUGAAGAAUAGUCAUCUGUCUUUGCUGCUGUAUUAAACCGCCUCUGCUGGAAAGUUAAACUAAAUCCCACUUAAGCAAAGUGUGUUUCCAAAUCUGAAUGAAUACAUCAAGUUUGGGCCAAACUAUCAGUGUAGAGGGGGGUGAGCUCCACUAGAUGGGGCUGGGAGGUAACAUGCAGGACUUAAGAGAAGUGCCAAUGCUUUUGCUGUCUUUUGCUCAUGCAGCCAUGUAAUUCUCCCCAAGAUCUUCAACAUCCUAUGAUAUGCUAAAUGCACAAACAAUGCAAAUGGAUGAUACCACUUCAAUAUAGGGGUAAUGAGCCCAAAGUUUAAUUGAGCCAAAGACCUAAGUUGUCACCACACGUGCAUGUAUUUUACUGUAUGAAAGCCAAAAGUGAAGGAAUUCUGUAGGGUGGAUUUUCCAACAUGGUCUCAAAGGAAUCCGUGAAAUAGCCACGGAUUUGCUUAACUCAAAAUCCGUGGAAUAGCCACGGAAUCACUCAAAUUUCCGUGAAACUGACACAGAUUUUCGCUACAAUGCAAGUUAAUGGAUAUUUUUUCCUAUUGGUUUGUUCCAAGUCACGUGACUUUUAAGGUCCCGGCGGUCAGAACAAAAAACAUGGCGGACAGUUCUCUCAUUUUUUGUGAAAAAAUCAAUAUUUUGACUUAGUUUCUGCAUAAAAAUGGAUUUUGAUCACAUUUCUAGCGAGAAAUAUAUGUUUUAUUUUCUAAAUAUUCACUCAGUGAAUGUACAUAAUCACUUUGUAUGUUGGAAUAGCGAAAUCCGUGUUAGUUUCACGGAAAUUUGAGUUAUUCCGUGGCUAUUUUACAGAUUCCUGUGAGACCAGGUUCGGAUUUACAUAGUGAAUACACUGUACAUGUGUGCCUGUGAUUGUAUAAUGCCAUAAAGUAUUAAUUAUAUUCUGUAGAGAGGAAGAAGCCUUUUUUUUUUAGUGCUUGUCCCUCAAUGGAUAUUUCUGAUGCACUUUUUGUAUUGCUGAUUACCUUCUGAGGUUUUUGUGCCUUUGAUGUGAGAAUUCCCCAAGACAGUCAUUGUGCUGCUUGGCUUCCUUUUCUUGUCCUACUGUCCCGGUCUGGAUGGGUGUUUUUUCAUCUAUGUAACAAAACCACAGUGAUGUCUUGUAUCUUCAAGUGGAGGUUUUGAGCUGCAGUUAGAGAGGAUGAAGUUUUGUGAAUGUCUGAUUUGAUGAUUCAUGUGUACAGUGGAUCUCAUGGGUGAUAAUUGAAAAGGAAAAGGAUUCUGCUGAUCUUAUUACUGGUACUAUGUUAUAUUCGAGGGUGUCACUAGUACUUUUGUAAAAAAAUAAGAGUAUGUGAGUAUAGAAUAUAUCCUGGAAAUCAUCGAAGUAAGUAAGCUUGUGCAUGUUGAUGGGCAGUAAAUCAUGCGAUUGUUUAUUGGAAGAGCAAUUUCUUUUGGUUUCACCAUUGUGCCUUCUUGUAAAGAGCAGUGUAAUCCACGUGCAAUAAAUUUGCAUGAAAUAAACUGUGGGACCUGUCUAUAUGAUGAAUGACUUCAUCUGUCUGCCGAUAUUUAAAUUAAACUUUUGUAUGUUUUCAGAAGGA